AUGGCAACAGGAGCACCAGGAGGUAAUUUCCGAACAUGGACUCCAACACCACCAGAACGAGGGUCAUUCCCAUUAGAUCAUGAUGGUGAAUGUAAAGAGUAUAUGAUGAAAUAUUUAUCAUGUAUGAAAUUUACUGAGAAUAAAAAUGCUCCAAAUUGUCGAAUAUUAGCUAAACAAUAUUUAAAAUGUCGAAUGGAUAAUCAAUUGAUGGAAAAAUCUGAUUGGGAUUCUUUAGGAUUAAUUAAUUUACCUGGUGAAAAAGAUUUUGAAUUUGAUCAUCAUAUUAAUAAUAAAUUACAUGAUAAACAUGAUGGUGAUGUUAGUCCUAACAAUAAAUCAAUUGUGAGUUCUAAUACGAAAAAAUAA
Candida dubliniensis CD36 is the source of this 366-nucleotide messenger RNA. RefSeq names its product Cox19p (gene COX19). Gene Ontology annotation, cellular component: mitochondrial intermembrane space. NCBI's taxonomy places the organism in Eukaryota, Fungi, Ascomycota, Pichiomycetes, Serinales, Debaryomycetaceae. Gene Ontology annotation, biological process: mitochondrial respiratory chain complex IV assembly. Bases 1 to 366 code for a protein of 121 amino acids. The record is from RefSeq and is a predicted model, not a curated record. The transcript is spliced from 2 exons.